Aspergillus affinis is the source of this 1557-nucleotide messenger RNA. RefSeq names its product cytochrome P450. The transcript is spliced from 8 exons. Gene Ontology annotation, molecular function: heme binding; iron ion binding; monooxygenase activity. The record is from RefSeq and is a predicted model, not a curated record. NCBI's taxonomy places the organism in Eukaryota, Fungi, Ascomycota, Eurotiomycetes, Eurotiales, Aspergillaceae. The coding region runs from base 1 to 1557 and encodes 518 amino acids.
AUGGGUCUCGUCGCAGAAAGCCUGGCGGCGAUCUCCCAAGCCAUUUCGCCAUUUCUGCAGAAAGUCAUAUCUGGCCAGGCUCUUCUGGGGCUUAUACUGGCAUUCAUAUUUUAUUCUGGUGUUCUCAUCGCAUAUCGCCUUUGUUUCCAUCCACUUCGAAAAAUACCUGGGCCCUUCUUGGCACGUGCGACCAGCUGGUAUGAGUUUUAUGAAGAUGUGAUUCUUGGGGGUCACUACGUGAAGACCUAUCCCGUUCUUCAUGCUAAAUAUGGGCCUGUGGUUCGCGUCAGUCCCGACCGGGUUCAUGUGGGCGACCCGGAGUUUUUCCACGAGAUCUACUCCUCUGGUUCCCAUUACCUUAAGGACCCCAACUUCUUUCAAACCUCGGGCGGGAUCAGCGAGGCUCUUCCCGCCCUGGUCGAUCCUGUCUAUCACCGCCAGCGCCGGAAGAUGAUAAACAACUUGUUCUCAGCCAAGUCUAUCGAUGAGCUGGGCCCCAUUGUCCUCAAUAUCAUUCGUCGCGCGCUGGCCCGGGCCAAGUCUGCUCAUCAGAACCAAAUUCCUCUCGACAUCCAGCGCCUGUACACUGGAGUGACGGUUGACACCAUCAUGCGAGUUCUAUGCGACGAGCAGCUGUAUAUGAUCGAGGCGGAAGAAGAAGAGCCCCCCUUCUUUGCCGUCCUGCGCACCUUUUCGGCCAACUUCUUCCUGAUGAAGCAUUUCCCCAUGCUCGCCGCCCUCUCCGCCAGCAUGCCGAGCUGGCUGUCCAACUGGCUCUUACCCGGGGAUGCGCAGUUUCGCAAGAAAGUCACCCAGUGGAUCGAGGAGCGAGAGAACAAACACAAAAAAGGCGUCCGGACGGCGGAGGACGGUCGCAAGACGAUCUUGGACCUGCUCCUGCAGCCGGACGGCGGGGAACAUCCCUUGAGUAAAGCGAGCGUGGUGGACGAGACCUACUCCUUCUGCUUUGCGGGCACCCACACCACCAGUCUGACCAUCAGCAUGGCCACCUACUAUCUCCUGCGAGACCCCCAAAAGCUGCAGAAGCUUCUCGACGAGCUCAAAGAUGUCAAGAGAACCUUCGAUGGAUUGAUCGAGCAUCGGGAUGCGUGCAAACUUCCGUACCUGACCGCAGUCAUAAAGGAGUCUCUCCGACUCUCCUCCCCCGUCCCGGGCGUAUUGCCCCGUGUCGUUCCCGCUGGAGGCAAGACCUGGGCCGGACACCAUUUACCUGCCGGUACCUCAGUUUCCGUAGCCAUCCGCACCGUCCACGACAACCCGGACAUAUUCCCGGACCCCGCGCGCUUCAUCCCGGAGCGAUGGCUCGAAAAGGACGACUUGGACCAUUGGCUGAUGGUUUUCGGAAAGGGAUCCCGAUCCUGUAUUGGUCUCACGGUGGCAUGGAUGGAACUGUAUCUCUGCCUGGCCAACUUCUUCAGCACGCUGAAGAUGACGCUCUACGAGACGGAUGACACGUCGACUCAGUGGGAUGAUUGUGGAAAUGCCAUGAUCCAUCGCCAUGUUAAAGUCAUGGUCGAUGACGUUCUGGAAAGUUGA